UCCGGGAGGCCACGGAGGAUCUCCAGCAGGGUACGGUGGGUCUCCUGGGGGUUAUGGGUUGACCCAAGGAGGCUGCGGAGGUUAUUGUAGGUCGCCAUCACCGGGUACUGGAGGGGGAAUGUAUGGCACACCUCCGCACUACGAUAAUAUGCAGGCUCCAAUUCGUCCCAAAGGCAGAGGCAGGGGACGACGUAUGAUGCGCAGACCACGCGCACGUCCAAGGCGCUUUCCCGUUAUGGGCAAUAGAAAAAAUUUCGAACCAACACCAACAGCCGGCUACUCUGCAUUUGAUAACAACCACCAAGAGGGCCCAGCAAGUUCGUAUCAUGAGCUGAGCCAUAUUAACCAUGGAAUGCCGUACUGGGGCAACUCUGCGCAAACAUCACCAGUGCCUCGCGAACUGAACGAGGAAUUGAUCAUGCAAAGUUUACGCAAUUUGGGAGUUUUCGACUACCAAUAUAACAGCAAAGGCACUAACAUGACACCACGCAGAAGGUAUCCGAGGUACACGCAGACAAGUCCUAGACGUCGGCGGAGGUAUGUUGCGCAAACUCAAACAACUCCUCGAACUCCCACGACUCCGAGGACUCCACCUAGAUACCCGUCACCUCCACCGAGAUCUCACAGAGAUAGAACAAAUAGCAGAAAUGAAUCUCCUUAUAUUCACGACACUCCAAGACAUGUUACAUCAAAGCCUACUUCAGUUUCCAGCAAAAAGACAGGGCCGGAUGAAAGCAUAUCUGAGAGCGACAUUCAGGAUAUUUUAGCUGGCAAGAAAAAAACGAAUGCUCCAAUUUAUAUACACUGUGAAUGCAAAAAGUCAGGCGACAGCGAAGAACUCUCUUUGUCUGCAAGAAGCAGUAAGGGUGGUUCAACUAGCCGACUAUCGAAAGGAGGUCGAAAGACCUUGAAACCAGGAACAUCUGAGACUAGAGAAUCGCGAGCGAGCAGCAGAAAGUCUAAAUCGAAAGAGUCCAAGUCAAGAAAGUCAACAGCUAAGGACAGCAAGUCUAAAUCAAAAUCGAGAAGCAAGUCCAAACAUCGAGACUCAGACUCAGAAUCAGAUUACAGCAGUGAAGAAGACUAUGAGAGCUCAUCCGGCUCUGGUUCCAGGUCAAGAUCCAAAUCGAAGUCCAGGUCCAAGUCUGAGUCCAGAUCGAAGUCGAAGCAAAGUUCAAAACAACGGUCAACGAAGGAGGAUUCUAAGAGCAAAUCACGGCAAUCCACAAAACAUGGGUCUUCAAAACAAUCAAAGCACUCCAGGAGUUCAAAAAAGAGUGGAUCACGUGACGAGUCUAAAGGAGGUUCACGCGAUAAAUCGAAAGGAUCUCGAGCAACCAAAGACUCGAGGGCCACCACCGAUUCCAGAGCCAAGACUGGAAGACCUUCGGAUCCAUUGUGGAAAGGGGAAUCGGACAAAGGCAGGGUUCUCAUACUGGAAAUGUAUAAUUUCGUGCGGAUUCAAGACAUGAAAUUUUCGUUGUCUUCUACAGUGCAGAUUUAA
Messenger RNA from Symsagittifera roscoffensis, 1504 nucleotides. RefSeq names its product serine/arginine-rich splicing factor 4-like. Gene Ontology annotation, biological process: deadenylation-independent decapping of nuclear-transcribed mRNA; P-body assembly. The coding region runs from base 119 to 1504 and encodes 461 amino acids. The record is from RefSeq and is a predicted model, not a curated record. Gene Ontology annotation, molecular function: mRNA binding. Gene Ontology annotation, cellular component: P-body. NCBI's taxonomy places the organism in Eukaryota, Metazoa, Xenacoelomorpha, Acoela, Convolutidae. The transcript has a single exon.